CAAUGGCAUUUUCUGGGAAGUAUCAGCUCGAGUCUCAUGACAACUUUGAGCCUUUUAUGAAGGCUGCUGGUCUGUCCGAUGAGCUCAUUCAGAAGGGGAAGGACCUCAAGAGCAUCUCAGAAAUUGAGCAGAAUGGGGAUGACUUUAAGGUCACUGUGACUACUGGCAGUAAAGUCAUAGUGAACUGCUUCACUGUGGGGCAGGAGUGCGAGCUGGAGACUCUCACUGGAGAAAAGACCAUGGCUGUAGUGCACAUGGAUGGGAACAAACUGACCACUACAGUGAAGGGCAUUGACUCUGUUACUGAGAUAAAUGGGGACACCAUUGUUAAUACUAUGACACUGGAUGGCAUUGUGUAUAAGCGGAUCAGCAAGCGUAUUUCCUGAUGUGCCACUUGAUAAUUUGAAAAUAAACUGCGCACUGUGAAAA
Molecule: messenger RNA, 429 nt
Organism: Colossoma macropomum (tambaqui)
Lineage: Eukaryota; Metazoa; Chordata; Actinopteri; Characiformes; Serrasalmidae
Gene: fabp1a
Product: fatty acid binding protein 1a, liver
Exons: 4
Coding region: 3-386 (127 amino acids)
Biological process (GO): fatty acid transport
Cellular component (GO): nucleus; cytosol
Molecular function (GO): fatty acid binding
Source: RefSeq, a predicted model, not a curated record